AAAAACAAUAUACCUAAAUCAUCAAAAUAAAAACAAGAAGUGAAAAAUAAUAGUCAAAUGUUUAUAAAAAAAAAAUUAUAAAAAUGGAAAAUAAUAUUAGCAAUGAAUAUGUAACAUUUGCAUUUUCAAAUAUUCACAAUACAAUACAAGAAAAUAUGCAUGAAGAAAUAUGUGAUGAAGAAGCUGAAUGUAUAUUACCAAAUGAUUUAACAGAGGUAACUGUUGUUAAUGUUAAUGGCCAACAAUACAAUGACAAUAAUCAUAUUUCAAUUGAAAUAAUAACUGACAAAAAUAACGUUGAUGAAAAUAAUACACUUGUUUAUCCACUUUACAUAAAACAAGAGAAGCAUCAUCAACAACAACAACAACAACAGUUUACAUCAGGUGAUGAAUCAGUUGCAGUAGAAGCACUUCGUCAACUCGGUGGUACAUAUACACCAUCAUCAUUUAAAAUUGAUGAUAACAUAAAAUGCAUAAAUUGUCAUCGAGAAUUUACUAAAAAUGAUUACAAAAAUCAUACAAAAUUAUGUAAAAAAAAAAACUUAUCAUGUACAACAUGUAGCGAAACAUUUGAUCGUUUAACUGAUUUAAAUAAUCAUAUUGUUUGUCAUCAAACUGAUCGUCCACAUUCAUGUAGAACAUGUGGUAAUUUAUUUCGUACAAAAACAUUAUUAAAUAAUCAUAUGAAAACAACUCAUAAAAUUGGUAAAUUACAUAAAUGUAAUGUAUGUGAUGAAGAAUUUAUGCGUCCAUCAAGUUUAUCAAAUCAUAUGAAAAUACAUUCAUAUACACCUGGUCGUGCAAUAAAAGAUAACAACAACACAACAUAUGAUUUGAUACAAACAAAAGUAACUGAUGUUGAUGAUAAAAAUUAUAUUGAAAUAAAUAAUAUUAUUCAAAAUGAUGAGGAAGAUGCUGAUGAUCCUAUAAUGCCAUCAACAUCAUCAACCAGCCAUAAUAAUAAUCUACAAAAUUAUGAAACAAUAAAUACAUGGCCAAAUUCAACAUAUACAUUAAUUAAUAAUAAUCAAAAUACAAUAUCAACAAUAACAAAUACUCAUGAUGAUAAUGAUAAUAAUUAUGCAAUUAGUGAAUUUACUGUUAUGCCAAAUGGUGAUGUUACACAAACAUAUGAAUAUACUGAAAAAUUACAACAAGAAAAAAAAGAAAAAUUAUCAAUACCUGAUAAUACAAUAAGCAAUAAUGAUAAUAUAGUUAAAAAAUUAAAAAAUAAUAAAGAAAAACAACAAUAUUUAUGUGAUAAAUGUGGUAUAAAUUUUAGCAAUAUUAGUUCAUUUAAAAAACAUGAAAAAGUACAUGAAAAAGUGAUGAAAAAUAAUGGUGAUAAUGAUGAUGAUGAUGAUGAUAUACCAAUUGAUUGUGAAUAUUGUGAUAAACAAUAUGAAAAUAAUGAACAUUUAAUGAUACAUCAUAAAACAUGUAUUAAAAAAUUAUUAAAUGAUAAUAAAAAUAAUAAAAUAAUAAAUAAUAAAUAUAAUAAACAUGCAUGUAUUGAAUGUGGUAAAAAAUUUACAACAAAACAAAAAAUGUAUCGUCAUCAAUGGAUACAUAGAAAAAAAACAUGGAUAUGUGAACAAUGUGGUAAACAAUAUGAAAAACAAAAUGAAUUAGAUGAACAUCGUAUAUCAAUGCAUCCUGGUGAUUCACCAUAUACAUGUAAUGAUUGUGGUAAAUGUUUUGUAUCACGUCAAGGUUUAUGGGAACAUGGUAGAACACAUGCUGGUAGUCCAGCACAUUUUCAUUGUGAUAAAUGUGGUAAAACAUUUUCAUCACGUCAAGGUUAUUUAAUACAUCAUCGUACACAUACUGGUGAACGUCCAUAUGGUUGUCAAUAUUGUUGGAAAGCAUUUCGUGAUGGUGGUACAUUAAGAAAACAUGAACGUAUACAUACUGGUGAAAGACCACAUGUAUGUCCAAUAUGUAAACGUGCAUUUAAUCAAAAAGUUGUAUUACGUGAACAUGUUAGAUGGGUACAUGCUGCAUCUAAAAAUGAUAAUAAAAAUUCUACACCACCAUAUCCAUGUCCAUUAUGUAAUUAUAUUAAUCAAGAUCGUGAUGAAUUAUGUGCACAUAUUGUUAAACAUUCUGAUCAAAUUAUUGCUGAUGCUAAAGCCAAAGUUACAAACGUACAAACAACAACAACAACAACGUCAAUAAAGAAUUCUAACAAUAAUAAAAAAUCACCAAAAGGAAAAAAAUGUAAAAAAUUAAAAACUGAUAAAGAACAAAUGAUUAAAAUUAAUAAUAAUGUUGGUAAUAAUAAUAGUGGAACAUUGUUACUUGUUACAACUGAUAAGACUGUUGAUAAAACUGAUGAUAAUAUUGAUGACAAUACUUGCACAAUAACUAUUGAUAAUAAUGACACAUAUAUUUUACCAUGUACAAGUCAAGGAUAUCAAUUACAUGACAAUGAUUUAUCAACAUUAUUAUUACAAUCAAAUAGUAAUAAUAAUGGAAAUCAAACAAUACAUUUUAUUAAUGAAAAUAAUACUAUUCAAAUUAUUGAAAAUGGUAAUGAUAAUAAUUUACCAAUUAUAAUUGAUCAAGCUAAUAAUUAUCAUGACAAUAAUAUAACAGAAAUUAUUAUUAAAAAUGAUGAUGAUAGUUAUGAAAUUAUGGAAAGUGAUGCUAUUGAAAUAUUUGAUAAUUAUGAUUAUGAUGAUGAUGAUGGUGAUCUUUCAUGUAAACUUUGUGGUGAUAUUUUUAAUGAUAAAAAUAUACUUAUGGAACAUAUUAAAGAACAUACAAGUGUUAACACAAAAUAA
Aphidius gifuensis is the source of this 2786-nucleotide messenger RNA. Its product is annotated as zinc finger protein 665-like. Bases 84 to 2786 code for a protein of 900 amino acids. Lineage: Eukaryota; Metazoa; Arthropoda; Insecta; Hymenoptera; Braconidae. The transcript has a single exon. The record is from RefSeq and is a predicted model, not a curated record.